Messenger RNA from Daldinia caldariorum, 1557 nucleotides. RefSeq lists its product as uncharacterized. The coding region runs from base 1 to 1557 and encodes 518 amino acids. NCBI's taxonomy places the organism in Eukaryota, Fungi, Ascomycota, Sordariomycetes, Xylariales, Hypoxylaceae. The transcript has 2 exons. The record is from RefSeq and is a predicted model, not a curated record.
AUGGAUCGCACGGAGUUUGUCAACUCGCAAGUCGGCGGCGAGUCUGUUAUUAACUACAGCUAUACCGAUAUGCCCUGGAGGCUGAUGAUGUGGGAUAUACGAUACUUCUUCACUUUCGCAUGGGCUCUGCCUUGGGUUAUUUGGCCCGUCCGACCAUGCGAUGGAGAUCACUUUGACGAGCUCUCGUUUACGCGGGAAAACGUAUGGUGCAUGUUUAUUCAUGCUAUCCUUGUGGUUCUACAGUUAUUUUUCAUAUUGAUGUUACCUUUAGCUGUUUUGUUUCCAGUCUGGAUGGUGGCGGUAGGAAUUGCCGUCUUCUUUGCUGUGAACAAACUCUUGUGCCUUUUCUUGAAUGGUAAAACUAUUACCUUCACAUCGGACCCGAAAUAUGCACCCGCACUAGAAGAGCAUGCACAUGAGCAAUGGAUUUUCCUAAAUGGCGUUGCUGUCGGAGAAGCUUGGCUUAAGAGCAACAUCAAUCGUCUGGCACUCACUUUCAAGCGUCCAGUUAUUGGUGUUCACAACCGGACUACGGGAAUCAUAUUCGAUGUUGUCGAAUGUCUAAUACAACGUAAUUUCGGGUACGCUACAAGCGACAUUCGGGCCGCGUAUAAGAUCAUCAAGGAAAAGCUAUAUAAUCCACAAUACACGAAAGUGGUUUUCAUCUUACACUCGCAAGGUGGAAUAGAAGGAGGUUUAGUUCUGGACUGGCUACUCCAGGAGCUACCGCAGAAUCUUUUAUCAAAACUUGAGGUCUAUACGUUUGGGAAUGCCUCUAAUCAUUUUAAUAAUCCUCAUCGUCAUAUCGAUGCUCAGCACGUGGAAAAGAAAGUCUCAAAAGAGAAUACUCAAAUCCCCACUACGAUUGCCGAAAUUCCGCUCACCGACUCCCCGGUUGAGACCCAAUCAUUAUUAUCGAGAAGGCGACCAUCAGACGCUAGUGGAACCUCGUUUGAAGUGAACAGACGGGUCCCGACGCUCACUUCACUCUCACAGGAGUCAAGCGCAUCGCAUGCGACAGCUUAUACCGUACCAGUGUCUGGUCGGGCGAUCGCUCAUGUGGAACAUUACGCUCAUACAACUGAUUUUGUAGCUUUGUGGGGGAUUCUUCACUUCGUUACAAACGAGCUUGCAUCUCCAGAAAUGCCCCGAUAUAUCGGGCGAGUAUUUAAACAUACUUCUCCGCGGGGUGGACAUCAGUUCUCUCAGCACUAUCUUAACGAGAUGUUCCCGCUCGCACGAAAUUCCAAGGGUGAGUUUAUAGGGUGUGCUGAUCGUAACGACUUCAUGAGCAGCGUUAUCGAGGUGGCCGAGGCGGGAACGGAAAAAGACGACCUGCGCGAAGCUGUCGAAAAUAGCUGGUCUAUGAUCGAGCUUGCCGGCCGGAAGGGAAGCAUUGUUAAGGGCGAAGUUGCGGUGCAUGGGAGUUUCUAUGAGAGGGAUGAUAUUGAUGACGGAAAGGUCAGAGUGAAGGAUCUAAGUCGAUUGUGGCAGUACCGCAAUGGAAGAAGUCCGCCUGAUCUUCCCAGGGACUUGAGAAGGAUGACUUUGGAAUAA